Messenger RNA from Annulohypoxylon truncatum, 2683 nucleotides. RefSeq names its product transmembrane amino acid transporter protein-domain-containing protein. The coding region runs from base 385 to 2397 and encodes 670 amino acids. The transcript has 8 exons. Gene Ontology annotation, biological process: amino acid transmembrane transport. Gene Ontology annotation, cellular component: vacuolar membrane. The record is from RefSeq and is a predicted model, not a curated record. Gene Ontology annotation, molecular function: amino acid transmembrane transporter activity. NCBI's taxonomy places the organism in Eukaryota, Fungi, Ascomycota, Sordariomycetes, Xylariales, Hypoxylaceae.
UAUCUAGCAAUUGAGGUAAAGAUAGCUGCAUAGAUAUGUAGCCAGGGUUUCACUGCUUGCUAUCCGUUUCUAAACAUUACUUGUCAGGUCUUUCCCCGAGCUACUACAUUUAUGUAUUUCAACUUCUCUUCAAUAUUCUAUCCGUGUCUCUCCAUAUUUACAUCUUUUCAUCCAGACUUACCUAUGUCUCAUAGUGAAGUAGCCCGAAUCGAUUCCAUCUAGUUUUAGCCCCUCUUACUAGGGCGCCACUAACCGCGAUCACCUCGUCAACUAUCUCACGUUUCGGGUCUCUCUUAAAUACUUAAGUAAAUCUGAGUUGCAAUAUUACAAGCGUUUCUGUAGAUACUAGGGCUCUCGCAGUUCCGUCUAGUAAAUUUCCAGGCAAUGGCUGCGAGACAAGCGACGACGUGGGAGGAGUACAAUCGCGGGGCUUCGCCCGGUAGAAGCGAUAGUUUAUCAUCCCUUGCUAUCCAGAGCGUCCAAUCCGAAGACCAAGCACUACUGAGUGAACAGGGUGGGUGCGAUGAGCAGCACCAAGGAAUAGGACGAAGAUCUUCUGUAACGAAUCGCCUUGCCGCAUUGACAGACAUUGGGGGCGUCAACAGCAUCAGGUCUUUUAGUAGGAGCUGGCAACGAGCCUCAGUUUUCCCUGAAAUCAUUCCGCAGCAACCGGCAUUCGUGUUUGCUCCAGAUCAGGAACCAGUUCAGACGGUAGACCCUAGUCCAUACGCUAGGCGCGAUGUCGAGGCAGGACCUAGAACAUCUCUUCUAAGAAGAGAUCUUGAAGAAGCGCCUACGCCGGAUUCUGCCGAUUUUGAGGAUUCUGGGCCCGUGGGAACGCCCCCGUCACGAAUUGAAGGUCAGGAAGGCGAACGAAAACGUCUCGGUGGUGACCUUUACAGAAUAGCUUCCCCAUCUGGCUCUAUUCGCAGCACCUCGAUAUUCUCGACGCCGCCGCACUUGGCUGUUCCUCCCCUAGUCGGUAGCUAUGGUUCAAUUCGGAGCUACGGUACUGUUGAAUCGGCGGCUACUCAUUCUUCCAUGGUUCAUGCUGCAGACUUAUGGCGCCAGCAGCAAGAAUCUGGCGCAAAUGUGCCUGACGGGGAACGCCAACCAAUCUUAGUGAAGGAGGUUGAGCAGGAAGGGAGAAUUGUGUUGCAAGUAUCCGGUCAAUCAACUCUACCGCAAACAGUUGUGAAUUCCACCAAUGUGUUGAUCGGCGUUGGUUUAUUGAGCCUUCCUAUGGGUCUGAAGUAUGCCGGUUGGGUCUGUGGGCUAAUCGCGCUUUGUUUGUGCGCCGCGGUGACCAGCUGGACGGCGAGACUGUUGGCAAAAUGCAUGGAUCUCGACCCUACCAUGAUCACAUUUUCCGACAUAGCAUUCAUCUCCUUUGGCAGGAAAGCGCGCAUCAUGACGGCCGUAUUGUUCACUCUGGAGUUGCUUGCAGCUUGUGUGGCUCUUAUUGUCCUUUUUGCUGACUCGUUGGCGCUCUUAUUUCCUGGUACAUUGAGCGUCACCGAGUGGAAAGUUAUCUGUACUUUUAUCAUGAUACCCUUGCAAUUUGCUCCGUUAUCCCUUCUGUCAUUCACCAGUUUCAUUGGGGUGGUCUCCUGUCUAAGCAUUGUAAUCAUUGUUAUACUCGAUGGCUUAUUAAAACCGCAUACUCCCGGUUCUCUCCUAGAACCAGCUGCGACUUAUCUGUUUCCUGCAAAUUGGUUAACUCUACCCCUAUCCUUUGGACUACUUAUGUCGCCAUGGGGUGGACACAGUGUCUUUCCAAAUAUAUAUCGGGAUAUGCGUCAUCCGUACCGUUAUAAAGAGGCGGUUACAUAUACGUUUAGCUUUACCUUGAUACUAGAUGCUGCAGUAGCUAUCAUAGGAGUUAUCAUGUUUGGAGACGGCGUUCGUGAUGAGAUCACAAGCAACAUCCUUCAAACUACGGGCUACCCCAAUGUUCUGAACGUUCUCCUCGUUGUGUUUAUUGCUAUAAUCCCUCUAACGAAGAUCCCCUUAAACUCCCAGCCGAUCGUCACAACGUUGGAAGUUGUAUUCGGCCUUCGCCAGCAAGUUGUUGCCGAAGAGACAUCCUUAGUCGGACUAUCUAGUACCGCAAGAGGCUUACUGAAAGCUCUCGUGCGAGUGUUAACGCUACUUGUGUUUUUGGGAAUUGCUAUCCUCUUCCCGGCCUUCGAUUCUAUCAUGGCCUUCAUGGGUAGCGCUCUCUGUUUCACUAUUUGUGUCACACUUCCUCUAGCUUUCUACCUGAAAUUAUUCGGACACGAGAUUGCCGCAGGGGAGCGUAUUCUCGUUUGGACUGUCAUGCUCAUAUCUCUCACCAUCUCCAUCGUCGGGACGGUAUGGGCCUUCCUGCCUAAAGAACUCAUUGGGGCGAAGUAAUGUAUGGGGAAUUAAGGGUUAUUUUUUAAACCCAUAUGUUCUAAACGGGUGGUAUGUAUUGGAGAUAUAAAAGUUUUUGAUAAUUAUUGCAAUGGCAUGGGGCUCAUAGGCAUACUUGAAGCAUUGACAACAAGCAUGGCGUCGAUUGGCAUAGUACUAAAUCAUUAUGUCUGUCGGGUGUUGCAGUAGCUAGGAAUCAUGGGACUAUUAGAUUAUGAGAGAUAAUUUUCACAAAUAUAUGGCUGAAGAAUGGUGAUAAAAUCAUGAUUUACUAAUCCAUGUCUCU